AACAUUUGGAACCCAGACAAUAAUUGACAGGUCCCAUUAUCCAAAGUUCUUGAGAGGAAUGGCUUCUUGGAACUCAAUCCCUCUUCAAGUUUGGUACCAAGUACUGGGUUGGUUAGCAUUCGUUUCCUGGGCUAUCAGUUGUUACCCACAAAUCAUCUUGAACUUUCGUAGGAAAAGUGUGGUGGGCUUAAACCUUGAUUACGAAAUACUCAGCUUAACAAAGCAUUCCUCCUAUCUCAUCUACAACGCUUCCCUCUACUUCAGCACUGUCAUUCAGAAGCAAUACUUGGAGAAAUACGGUUUUGAACAGAUGAUUCCUGUAGCCGCUAAUGAUGUUGCUUUCUCCACUCAUACUGUUAUAAUGACCUUAAUUUUGUUAUUCCAAGUUGCAGUCUACGAACGUGGAAAUCAGAAAUUCUCCAAAUAUGCCAUUGCAAUAGUAUCCGCGGUAUGGUUCAUUGCUGCAGUCUGUUUUUUCGUAGCAUUAUCUGACCACUCUUGGCUUUGGCUCAUCUCCAUCUUUAACUCAAUUCAAGUAUGUAUGACCCUAAUCAAAUACAUGCCCCAGGCAGUCAUGAACUUCCUGAGGAAGAGCACGGAUGGAUUCAGCAUUGGCGGGGUUCUGCUUGACUUUUCUGGAGGAGUUUUCAAUUACUCACAAAUGGCCGUCCAAUCUAUAGAUCAAGGUUCAUGGAUGAACUUCAUUGGAAACGUUGGCAAAGUACUUAUAUCCUUGGUGACUAUAUUCUAUGAUCUUGUGUUUAUGCUUCAACACUAUGCACUAUAUCCUAGGAAGAAAGCUGGAGCUUCUCCGAAAGCUAAUGACAUAAUCAGAGAGCCACUUAUCUGCCCAACUUCAACAGAUGUUGCAGAUCAACAAACAAAGAGUGUGCAGAAAUCUUCUGAUCGACCUUUACAACAAGAGGAGGUGUAAGGUGUAGGCUAUAUACAUAGCAUGAAGAGUGCAGCACACCGAGCUUGAACUAGCCAUAGUAAAAUUUGCCAGUGAGGUUGUAGUAAUUGUCACUCUUAAGUCCCUGAUUUUAGUUCGUGUUGUUGUGGGACAGGGACUUUCAGGAUCUGAAACUGCUUUGUAAUUCCUUUAAAUAGCGUUAUUGUUAUUUGGUGUAGUACAUUUAACGAACAGAAUUUGCAUUAGUGUUAUAAAUUAUACUCUCUUUUAGUAUAAGAGUUAGUUGACUAAUUUAAGUA
This is a messenger RNA of Neltuma alba, 1212 nucleotides long. RefSeq names its product cystinosin homolog. Gene Ontology annotation, molecular function: L-cystine transmembrane transporter activity. The coding region runs from base 59 to 934 and encodes 291 amino acids. The record is from RefSeq and is a predicted model, not a curated record. Gene Ontology annotation, cellular component: vacuolar membrane. The transcript is spliced from 8 exons. Lineage: Eukaryota; Viridiplantae; Streptophyta; Magnoliopsida; Fabales; Fabaceae. Gene Ontology annotation, biological process: L-cystine transport.